UCUAGCUUAAACAAAGUUACAAAGUAACAAAAUUUUAAAAAAAAUUAAAAAAUAUUAUAUAAAAAGCAAGAUGGAUAAUUCCAAAAUGCUAGCAGGAGCUACAUGCUUGUUAUUUUUGUUACUAUUAAUAACAAAAGCACAAGGUGUAAAAAGAUUUGAUGUGAAAAAAUAUGGAGCAAAAGCAGAUGGCAAAACAGAUGAUAGUGAGGCUAUAAAAAGUGCAUGGAAGGAUGCAUGUGAAUCAAAAUUGGCGAGCACAGUUGUGAUAGGCAAAGGAAAAUACAUGGUUGGUCCUCUGAAAUUUAAAGGACCUUGCAAAAAUCCAAUUACAAUUCAAGUUCAUGGCAACAUCAAGGCCCCUGUGGAUAUUGAAAGAUUCGUGUCACAAGAUGGUUGGAUCGUUUUCAAAAAUAUAAAUGGUUUACAGGUUUUAGGAAGUGGUUCGUUUGAUGGUCAAGGUUCGAUUCAUUGGUCCAAAACUAAUUGCGUCAAGAAAGGAAAAUGCAGUUCCCUACCAAGUAAUAUACGAUUCACAAAACUCAGUAACACAAAAAUCCAAGACAUAACCUCACUAAACAGCAAACUAUACCACAUGACUGUUCUGAAUUGUAACAACAUAACUCUUGAGAAUGUUGUGAUCAAUGCACCGGAGAAAAGCUUGAACACGGACGGAAUUCACAUCGGACGAUCCAACGAGGUGAAGAUUAUCGGUGCGAAAAUAAAAACCGGGGACGAAUGUGUCUCAAUUGGAGAAGGUAGCCAACAAGUAGCUAUUGAGAAAGUGCAUUGCGGACCAGGCCACGGCAUUAGUAUCGGAAGUCUCGGAAGAUACCACGACGAACAGCCGGUUAACGGAGUUAAAGUGAAAAAUUGUACUCUUACGAACACAUCAAAUGGUCUCAGAAUUAAGACAUGGCCGGCUUCUCCCACCGGUAUCGCCUCCAAUUUGCAUUUUGAAGACAUUAUUAUGGACAAUGUCAGCAAUCCGGUUCAUAUUGAUCAACAAUAUUGCCCUUACAAUAAAUGUCAAGCAAAGAUUCCUUCAAGGGUGAAGAUUCACAGUGUGAGCUUCAAGAAUAUUAGAGGAACAUCAGCUACAAAAUUGGCAGUGAAGCUGAAUUGUAGCAAGGGAAUGCCAUGUCAGAAUGUGUCAAUUGGAAACAUUAAUUUGAAAUACAGUGUCAAUGGGAAACAACAAGGAAAAUCCACGUCAGAAUGUGUAAAUGUAAAGCCUAGGAUUAUUGGAAAAAUGGUUCCACCUGGCUGUGCCAAGUCAGCAUAGAUAGUUAAUUUACUGUUUUUAUUUUGCAAAGAAAUGUUUUUAUUUUAUUUUCCGGGGGUAUAUAUAUCCAUAAGGGCUAUAUACAAUAAAAAUAAAAUAAGUAUUCUUUCACCAA
Mercurialis annua (annual mercury) is the source of this 1397-nucleotide messenger RNA. Its product is annotated as exopolygalacturonase clone GBGA483-like. The transcript is spliced from 4 exons. Gene Ontology annotation, molecular function: polygalacturonase activity. The record is from RefSeq and is a predicted model, not a curated record. Lineage: Eukaryota; Viridiplantae; Streptophyta; Magnoliopsida; Malpighiales; Euphorbiaceae. The coding region runs from base 71 to 1282 and encodes 403 amino acids. Gene Ontology annotation, biological process: carbohydrate metabolic process.